AUGGAUAUGGAUAUGAUCAAAGUAGGGCCAAUCGGAGGAAAAACAACCGAUGGAAGUGUUUGGGAUGAAAAAGGUAAAGGUGAAAUUGCCAAGAUUUUUGUUACAAGUGGCACUCAAACAUAUUUUCUUUUAUCACUUCAAUUCCUCUUUGUUGAUCAAAAUGGACAAUUUAUUUUGUCUGAUAGACAUGGUGCUCAGUACAAUUAUAGCUACACUACAACCUUCAAUACUGUUGUUUUGGAUUAUCCAUCGGAAUUUCUUAUCGGAAUAAAAGGUACCUAUUACUCGAAUGGUUUGAGAUCGAUAACAUUUGUGACUAACAAAGAUACAUAUGGGCCAUAUGGCAGCACAAGGCCCAUGACAGACGACGCAGUGAUUGAUAUUCAAAUAGGAAAUGAUCGUUCUUUUGGUGGAUUUCACGGUCUCAAGCAAAAAACUCGCAUUGAGAGUAUUGGGCUCUAUUUGAAGCCCAUUACACCCUCCAUGAUCAAGCCUACUCCACUCACAAGGCCCAAAAGGAAGAAGACCAAUUAA
Molecule: messenger RNA, 534 nt
Organism: Solanum verrucosum
Lineage: Eukaryota; Viridiplantae; Streptophyta; Magnoliopsida; Solanales; Solanaceae
Product: inactive protein RESTRICTED TEV MOVEMENT 1-like
Exons: 2
Coding region: 1-534 (177 amino acids)
Source: RefSeq, a predicted model, not a curated record